This is a messenger RNA of Chara braunii, 4390 nucleotides long. The record is from the annotation of a GenBank genome assembly. NCBI's taxonomy places the organism in Eukaryota, Viridiplantae, Streptophyta, Charophyceae, Charales, Characeae.
CUAGCGGGCCUUGCUCAGUUGGUAUACCGAUCGACUGUUGAAAUGUAGACCCAAGCAUCGAAUCCAAAUGCAAUGGGAUGAGCAGAAUUAACAAAAACAAAAGAGGAACGGGAAAGAAAUCAUUAUUUUUUUAGAUGAUCUCUACCUGAACCCCAAUAAACCCAGAUUAUACCGGCACAAAAAUACCUCUGCCAAUGGGCGAUCCUAAAAUAACUGGUAGGAGGACGCAGUUGGGGAUCCAAUAUUUCCGAAGAGCGCGGAUUGAAAGAGGAGGAGGGGGCGAGGGGGGGGGAUGCGAUAAGGAUGAUGUGCGAUCGAGAGGAGGAGAGGAGGUCAGGAUGUCAGCCAAUCAGGGUGAGGAUGUAGGGAUCAUGAGGGGCGAUCGGGAUGAUGUGGGAACGAGAGGAGGAGGAGGAGGAGGAGGCGGGAUUGACAAGGAAGUUGAAACAGGGAAAUCGACGAGCAACGAGCUCAUUGAUCGCUCGGGGAGCAGAGGAUGGGCGGUCAACAGCCAGUACGUGGUCACGUCAGAUUGUCCUAUCUUAGCGCAGCUUCUGGGUUGCCUUCUGUUGCUUGUGUUGCACAGUCCUGGGCUUUUCUGGCUCCUCAGCAGUCCCUGGUCUAGUCAGGAGGAUAGGAAGGAGGAAGACGAAGGAGGAGGAGGAGGAGGAGGAGGAGAAUUUGCCGAUCUCGGUGAAGGAACGGGAAGCAUAGUUGUGGGAGAUAUGGCGGAAUCGGCGGGAAUGAUGUUGGGACUUAGCUUCGGACUGGGAGUCGUUGUGGGACUGGGUCUAGGGCUGCGUCUGGCUCCAGCGUCGGGAUCGGGAUACCAGGCGUGGCUGUUGCUGCAGCAGCAAAAGCUGUUGGAGAAGGAGGCUAGCGGUGCUGACGGAAUGGCUGGACGCAACGGGUACCACCUUCAGAAGCAGGACCAGCAGGGGGGGUUGUGUCCAAGGUGCUCGGUGUCGUCUAUCACCUCGGCUAGUGUAGAAGGGUCCUUCGACGGGUCGGCGGCAGCUUAUCAGUCGUUCAGCGAUAGGUCAGUGGACGCGCUUCUGCUUGAUGACCCGCCGGAAUUUGACCUGCGGGCAGAGAGGAGGAGGUGGAGCAUCAACCCUCUGUUUGUUCAGGCUCCAAUGGCAGCCCCAGGAGCAGCACCAGAAGGGGGAGGAGGAGGAGCAGGGGGAGGUGACGUGGACUGUCGAGAACGCCCCUCAGAUUGCAGAACGGCAGAAGAGGGAGAUGACAAUUUGCAGAAGGAGAGAAGCCACAGGCAGCAGCAGCAGCAGCAGCAGCAGCGACUUGCUGGAGAUAUAGAGAGAGAAAGAGGCUUUGAGGCUGCGACGGCUGCUGCUCCUCCACCCUCCCAGGAAUCACCGACAGUGAUUCUCCGCAGGCUAAAUAUGAUCAUCAAGCAGGUAGAGACCACAUUACAGCGAGCGGAUAUGGAGCUGGAGGCCUUGAAGAAGUCGCUACCUCGCCGGCUCUGUCCCCCUCUUCGGGGGUUCUCCCCUGAGCUCUUGGCAAGCAUAAGGGCCGCUUUCCUCCCAAAGCUCUUGAUUGUGGACAUUAACGGAUUCCUGGUGCACCGCUGCUUCAAGAAGGAGUACAACAGUCGGUUAAGCUGUGGUUCAAGAGUCAAGUUUUUCAGGCCUCCAGACGGAGCUGUGGGGCAGUUCUAUAUCUGGGAGCGAGCGCAUAGCCGAGACUUCAUCCGGUGGGCACAGGCAAAUUUUGCAGUUGGGAUUUGGAGCUCUGCUCUGCAGCGGAAUGUUCAUGGGUUGUUGGAACACUUGCUGGGAGAAAAUGCAGAAGAGUCUUUCACCUUUGUAUGGGAUCAGAGCUUGUGCACUGGAUCUGGUUUAAGACACCCGGAAAAUCGGCACAAAGCCAUCUACUUCAAGGAGCUGUCAAAAGUAUGGGCAUGUGAAGAGCUUAUCACCCUCUACAAUGAGACCAACACACUUUUGGUGGAUGAAUGCGCUUACAAGGUCAUCAAGAAUCCACCUUACACGUCAAUUCACCCUCCCGAGUAUGUAGGAAACGACAAAGGAGAUAACGCCCUCGGUGAAGGGGGGUUGAUCAGGGAGGAAUUGAAGAGGUUCCAGGGGGCGUCAUCUGUUCAGUCAUUUGCUAGAGCAUCCCCUUUGGCGUUGACGGCUGGUAAGCUGACAGACCUUUCUGCCCAGCUUGCACGAGCGCAAAUUGCCCUUCUUGAGGAGCAGUGCAACAGCUCUCGCACCACGAGUGAAGGAACCAUAACCCCAGAGUCUUCGCAGGAGGGAAGCUGUGUGACCUCCACAAAUGGCAGCUCCAGAAGCACGAGCAAGCCGGGAACGCCAAGGCACCAGUUGAAGCGUAGAAGCAGCUUGGACGGAUCGCUACCACCUUUUCGAGCGGGAGGAGUGCUACGGAGGUUAUCUUUGAAGGAGACAAACAUACCCACCCGAUCCGUGACGCAGCCAAGGUCACCUGGCAGCAAGGCCCGAGCUCCCGCCAAGCUGAAGGAUGCUGGCAGCCCUUUUGUAUGAUAGGUAUAGUUUCUUUUCCACUCUAGUCCACAUUCAAUUGAGAAUCACCACCAGUUCCUUCCGCUUCCUUUGGUCCUUGUCCUCUCUGCUUUCUGUCGGUGUGGCUGCACUGCUGAUGGUGAUGAUGUAUGCGGAAGUCGAAGAACUUCGGCUUAGUUUCUCGUUCCUCCCUGGAGCAUAGUUCCAUGCUGUCAGCUCUCGUACGUACGUGCCUCGCUUCCUAUUUAAUAUGCAACUGCAACGCAGCGAGAGGCAGGCAUUCCAGUCAUGUGCAGCUAUCAGAAAACAAUGUGUGGAGGGUGGACCGCAUGUGCCCCAUGCCUGAGAGGAUGAAGGUCUCUGGUAAACCAUUGAGGGGUUCGUUCUCUCGUAAAGGGACCAGCUCAGCCAGUCACCAGUUUCAGGAUGGUUAGCGACCUGCCAACUCUGCCGGUCGAUCGUAUCCCCCUCUUGUCGGCAUUACGUUUCCAUUCUCAUCCUCAUUUGCGGUCUAAGAAGUCCUCGGAGUGUUCUGCAUCCCCUUUCCUCGUAUCAUGUAAUGUGCAGGGUGCUGCUCUGUGCUUGGGAUAUUAUUCGCACUGACUGCUUACGCUCAACGAGUUCCCCAAAGCACCAGACUUCAUAUGGCAGCGUAGAGCAGCGGAGAUGAUGUACAGCAGCAUGGUGAAGACGAAGGGCGGCAAAGUUUGAUAGAUCUUUUGCUGUUAUUCUCGAUGAGCUUCUCUCCGUGCCCUACCUACUGAUUGAUUUGCUCCUUGAGGUGCAGGCCCUGGCAGGCAGCUGGGCAGCGGGUUUUGUCGUUCAUUAGGAUCUCUCUCCUUCUUUUUUUUCCCUCUCUAUCUAUCUGUCUGCUUCUUUGUCAGGGGAUGAUCACUUCUUCAUGCUCCCUUUUCUUCUCUUCUCUGUAAACGUGUAUUAGAACCCCUAGAACACAGCCUAUGCUAUUUUUAGCUACCUUCCUGCACUUAGCGCUGGUUGGGGAUAGCACUCGUGGGGGGUAUAUGUUUCGCGUCACGGCACACUCACACUAGGAAUAUUUCGACUGGGCUCUGGACGUGACCAGCGUCAGAUGCGUCCAUAUAGAGCGCCGUGAGAUACAGUCAGGAAAGUGCUCGUGUGGGUAUGACCUCAGUGAGUUAUUUGCAGUCACAUAUAGAGCUUGGGAGAAAGGGAGGUAAUGGGAUGUUUCCGGUUCUUCUUGGCCAGGUCGUUGGCGAUGUGUCAGUUGUUCUGACACUCUCCUCCGUUACAUUUGUUGCAGAAGUUGGCCUUUUUCUAUUUCUUAAAUUCUUAGUAAUUUGUUUUACCCAAAAGCGAUGGAGCGCGUGUAGUAUAAAAUGUCUCUUCUCGCCUCUCAUGGAACUUGCGAUAGAUCGAUGCCAUAAUGGAAGGAAGUGGCCACGAACGAGCAGCUUGUCCCAAGCUUCUGGCAUGUUUUUACCUGUCAAGCGCAACCUAGCAAGCUUGGUAUCAUCACAGAUAGCGAGCCCACACGGCCACUCAGCGCUGUAGUUUUUUUUACCCUUUCAUCAGUGACUGCAUCAAUUUGGCUGCUGCUGCUCGGAUGCCUGUCCGCUCACAAGCCUGAGCCCACAAAUUACAGCGAACAAGCAAGCGAACAGCAAGUGGAAGUGGAAUCGCACAAAGAGAAGGGUAGCAUGUUACUUCCUCCCAACAAGAGCAGAGGGUCUGUGUGAGGAAGGGUGGAGGCUCUGUCAGCACUGCAGAGACAUUUUUAGCAGAGACAUUGGUGGUCGUCCUCACAGUUGCAUCGAGGAUGUGGUAAGGGCAUCACACAUUCCGGUAAAUGAGUGGCGUUAUGUUGUGCCAAAUUCAAUCAAUCAACGCUCGCUCAGAGU